AUGAACGGAUUCAUCACUUCUCGAGAGUAUAAAACCAACCUCACUCUUUCUUAUUCCCAGGAUUCACUUUAUUACUAUUCGAAAGGGCUAUUCAACUACACACUUAAUUUACAAACCGUUGAUUUAUCAGAAAACAAGAGUCUUCAAUUGAAAAUCAGCAACAAUAAAACAGACGUUUUGAAUAUUGUGUACACCUCAUCAAACCCACCAAUUUUGAAAACGGUCUUAAGUGGAGUUGGAAACGAGAUGGAUGUCUUUUAUACGGCAGAUUAUGAUUCUAAAAAACGCGGAUUUUAUAUUGAUUUCACUGCUACAAAAGUCAAAGAGUCCGCUGCUAAAACUUAUGGUCUCAUUGUGAUUUUUGGAAUUCUCUGGGCUGGAUUUUUCUGA
Molecule: messenger RNA, 390 nt
Organism: Caenorhabditis briggsae
Lineage: Eukaryota; Metazoa; Nematoda; Chromadorea; Rhabditida; Rhabditidae
Exons: 2
Coding region: 1-390 (129 amino acids)
Source: RefSeq, a predicted model, not a curated record